AUGUCUUCGACUUUAGGGGCUUCAAAGACGCCUACUCCGGCCAAUCUUUCUGAGUUCCUUCGUGUUGCAACUAACAUCGUCGGAAACGAAAAUGUUUCACGAGAUCCAUCGUGGGGUGCUCCCGAAGGCCUCCGCGGCUCUCGCAGCUACGGCGAUCCAUUCCCUUUGAGCCGGCCUCACGAAGCUUCUGCCGCGGUGAGACCGGCGACUGUCGACGAGGUCCGGCAGGUCGUCAAGGCUGCGAACGAAACCAAAACGCCCCUUUGGACAGUGUCACGCGGCAAGAAUCUGGGAUAUGGUGGCUCUGCACCAGUCGUGUCCGGCUCGGUUAUCCUCGAUCUGCACCGCAUGGAUACCAUCAUCGAGAUCAACGAGGAGUGCGCCUACGCCAUCGUCGAGCCGGGCGUCACGUUCAUGGACCUCUAUAACGAGAUCAAGAGACGCAAACUGAAUCUGUGGAUGUCUGUCCCGGCACUGGGCUGGGGCUCGGUCGUUGGAAAUACGCUGGAACGAGGCUUCGGGUACACGCCUGACGCGGUGCACUACAAGCAACAGUGUGGCAUGGAGGUGGUCCUCGCCAAUGGCGACUUGCUGAGGACUGGUAUGGGUGCCAUGAAAGGGAACAAGACGUGGCCGUUAUACUCGGGUGGCUUAGGACCGGGGCUAGAUGGCAUCGUCACUAAGAUGGGCAUUCACAUGUCCCCCGCGCCCGAAGCGUACACCCGGAUCGUCGUCGACUGCCCGGAAGACGAAGACCUCGUACCUCUGACAGGUGCUCUCACCGAGCUGAUGCGUCGACGCGUGAUCACGAACCCACCUCAACUCUUCAACACCAUGACUCUCAUUACCGGGAUGAUACAUACCAACAAGGAACUAGCCGAAGCCCUAGGGAGCUUCUCGAACUUGGCCCACCGCAUCCCGAACAACAUCGUCGUCGACGUCGCCAAACGCUUCAACCUCCCCGCCUGGCGCGCCGCCUUCGCGCUCUACGCACCCCCCGAGGCGCACGCGGGGCUGAUCUCAGCCACCAAGCGCCGCUUCAAAACCGUGAAGAACGCCUCACUAACCACAGAAACAUUCACCGCCGCGCCCGGCACGUACCUCCGCGGCGAGGACGUGACCCCCGACUUCCUCCCCCAGAACGGCGUGCCCUCCCUCGACGGCGUCCAGCUCAUGGAAUCCCACGACGGGGGCGCGGGUCUGUGGCACAACUCGUACUCGCCCGUGAUCCCGCCCUCCGGCCGCGAGCUGUACGCGUGGUACCGCGGCGCCCGGCGGCUGACGGAGGAAGCACACGACCUCAACUUCGUCGCCGACUUCCACGUCUUCGACCGCUACGUCGUCGGCAUCAACCUCGUCCUGUUCCACCCGGAGGCCAGGCACCGCCUGCACCCGCUGCAGACGGCGCUCAUGGCGCACACGAGGGGGCUCGGGUACCUCGAGUACCGCGUCCACAUCAGCUUCAUGGAGACGACGGCGGCGCACCAGGACUUCAACGAGCGGGCUUUCGGACGUUUCACGACGUUGCUGAAGGACGCCGUUGACCCCAACGGCGUGCUGUCGCCCGGGAAGCAGGGGGUUUGGAACUCAUGCGGUGGCCCGAAGCUGUAG
Molecule: messenger RNA, 1611 nt
Organism: Colletotrichum karsti
Lineage: Eukaryota; Fungi; Ascomycota; Sordariomycetes; Glomerellales; Glomerellaceae
Product: FAD binding domain-containing protein
Exons: 4
Coding region: 1-1611 (536 amino acids)
Biological process (GO): lactate catabolic process
Cellular component (GO): mitochondrion
Molecular function (GO): FAD binding; D-lactate dehydrogenase (cytochrome) activity; D-lactate dehydrogenase (NAD+) activity
Source: RefSeq, a predicted model, not a curated record